GGGCAUGGUCACGUGGGAGGCGCUAGCACGCUGCACGACGCUAACCCUCCAGUCGAAAAUCCUCCUGGCUUCUUCACCUCUUGCUUAUCUCGACCGCAUUCGUUCGCUUUCACCCCUGUCUCCGUGCCAGCCGAUCACAUCGGGCCCUGGUGCGGUCUUUGUCUUUGGCUAGUUGCUGCUCUGUGGUGAUUUCCACCAUAUCUGCCCUGCUAGCCACUGAUGCCGGCCGCCAAAGCAUCCCCCGUCGCAUCUUCCGAGUCCAUUCUCGUCAAGAUGGAAGACCGGAAGAGAGCCGCAGUCUACGACCCUAAUGAUUCUGUUCCUCCCUCGAAGAAGCAGGCAACAUCUGUGAAUGGUAGCGCUAAGCCCCAUCCAGAUGCGGAUAUGCCAUGGAAAGAUGAUCUGGAGCGAUUCCAAAAAGACGCGAUAUGGCGGCAGAUGCAGGAAUACAAACGCGAGAAAGUUGCUCUAGAGACAAGGCUGAAGGAAACGGCUAAAGCAACAGCUUAUUACAAUGACCAUCUUCGCAUUAUUGAUGCGUGGUUCAAUCAGAUCACCCUUCUUUUCGCAGCUCGCUACUUUUCGACGAUGUGGAGGAUUUUGAUAAACAUCUACAGUCAAGGACGGAGGGCAUCCGCGAGAUAGUGUCGCGCCUCUCGAAGAUAUCUUCGCAAAAUCCCCCCGAUAUCUCGGAUUUCCAAAGCCAGCUUGCGAAAAAGUUAGCAGAAGA
Penicilliopsis zonata CBS 506.65 is the source of this 730-nucleotide messenger RNA. RefSeq lists its product as hypothetical. Bases 220 to 645 code for a protein of 141 amino acids. NCBI's taxonomy places the organism in Eukaryota, Fungi, Ascomycota, Eurotiomycetes, Eurotiales, Aspergillaceae. The record is from RefSeq and is a predicted model, not a curated record. The transcript has 3 exons.